Lactuca virosa is the source of this 563-nucleotide messenger RNA. Lineage: Eukaryota; Viridiplantae; Streptophyta; Magnoliopsida; Asterales; Asteraceae. The record is from the annotation of a GenBank genome assembly.
CUGGUGUGAACGAAGCCAUAGAUAUUUAGAUCAAGGCCUCGGGUUCCCUUUUUUCAAUAAUAUAACCCCCAAUCAUUCUUUGGUUAACGAUUCAAGUCAAGCAUCGUUCAUUCGUUCGCUUUUUGCCCCUACAAAUCAGUAACCACCAUCUUCCAGAGGCUUCUGCUACUACUCCGAUGUCGUCCGAUCUUGCGGCUAAGGCGAAGGAGGCUUUUAUCGACGACCAUUUCGAACUAGCCGUUGAACUCUAUUCUCAAGCCAUCCUCAUCGAUCCUAAGAACUCCGAGCUUUUCUCCGAUCGUUCUCAGGCUAAUAUCAAACUCAAAAACUUUACCGAAGCUGUUGCUGAUGCAAACAAAGCAAUUGAACUGGAUUCCUCAAAUCCUAAGGCAUAUUUACGCAAAGGGACAGCAUGUUUCAGUCUUGAAGAAUAUCAGACUGCCAAAUCAGCCUUUGAAGCUGGCUCUACAUUUGCCCCAGAUGAUACAAGAUUCACAGAUUGGAUUAAAAAGUGUGACAAGUGCAUUGCAGAGGAAAAUGGUGAGCUACCAACACAAUGCUGA